This is a messenger RNA of Eucalyptus grandis, 812 nucleotides long. RefSeq lists its product as uncharacterized. Bases 145 to 546 code for a protein of 133 amino acids. Lineage: Eukaryota; Viridiplantae; Streptophyta; Magnoliopsida; Myrtales; Myrtaceae. The transcript has 3 exons. The record is from RefSeq and is a predicted model, not a curated record.
CCAAUAGUACGUACGAAAAAAGAAACUAAAGUUGCUCUUGCUCUCAACUCUCUCUCUCUGUCUUUCUCUGCACGAGCGUCCUGCUCUUCAAAUCCAAAUAAGCCCUUCAUCUUCCGCGUCCUUCCACCGGAACUCGUUGCUACAAUGUCCAUCAGCAAGGCCUCCGACCCUAAACCUCCUCCAGUGAUCGGCAAGAUGGGCCCUUACACAGUUUUCGUCACCCCGACGCCGACCCCGGAGCCUGCCGGGCCGGUUCUUGACUCGCGGGUGGAGGUCGCCCCUCCUCCGGUUCGGCCGCCUCCCCACCGGUUCGGCAACGCCGUCGCUUCUCGGCCUUUGGUUGACCGCGGGUCUGUUCUGGCAUUCUUCAAGAACGCGGCCUCUAAGUUGCAAAAUGCUCAAUCAAGCUUGGAUAACCACAUGGCCCGUUGGCUUGGGUUGGACCAGUCGAGGUAUCAGUGGGCGUUGGAUAAUUAUUACGAUAACCAAAGAUCAGAAAAGGAAGGUAAGAAAAAUAAAAUGUCAAACAAGUUGCAGGGUGUCUAAUGCAUUCCGAAAGAUGGAUGCGGUUGUGGCUCCUAUAUAUUAUAAUUUCCGACUCGGAAAUCCUUGUCAAGUGGGAGCUGUGCCAAAGUUUUGAUAAGGAUGAGAUUUUCAUCCGAAAUGUGCAUAUGGUUUGCCGAGGUGCAAUACUUGGACUCUUUUUGAUGUAUACGUUAUUUGAAUCCAGUAUCACUGCCUUUCAAAAUCCAUGUUUCAACGAUCUUUCCACUUUGCGUAUUUUUCACUUUGAAUGAUCUUGAAGUUGCUAA